AUGAAUGGUGCUGAAGAUGGCAUCAUCAUUUUUUCACCAGGUAGCAAGCCUUACUCUUUUGGUCAUCCAAAUGUAAAUGAAACCAUUAACAAAUAUGUUGGGGAAGAAAAUCCUCCAUCACCAUUAUCAUCAGGCAUUGAUGACAAGUAUGUGCAGACGUUCCUAAAAGUCAAUUCUAGAAAACUUAACGCACAACUCAAUACUCUACAAGACCAGCUGGAUUUUGCGUUAAACUUGAAAAAUAAACUCAAGGAGAUGAAUAAGAAUGUGGAGAGCCAACAAGAGUGGUCCAGGGGCCCUAUAGAGAAGAUGAACUACACAAAGGCUUCAAUAUUAAAAGAGGAGUUGGAAGAUCUUCUCUUGAAGGUAAAGAACUAUGGUAUUGAACGUGGGUAUGGUUACAAAAUGAAAAGUGGAAGGCUGAAUAAAAGCAACUACUAG
Messenger RNA from Nicotiana tabacum (common tobacco), 441 nucleotides. RefSeq names its product agamous-like MADS-box protein AGL61. Lineage: Eukaryota; Viridiplantae; Streptophyta; Magnoliopsida; Solanales; Solanaceae. Gene Ontology annotation, molecular function: protein dimerization activity; DNA binding. The record is from RefSeq and is a predicted model, not a curated record.